AUGUUCAGUCAGACUUAAUAAUUCAUACAUGGCUAGUAAAGUUAUUAACAAGCAUAGCAGCCUGAAUAUCUUUCUUAUAGUGAUGCAUAAAAGCCAGCUCCAAUAUUAGAUGAGGAGGAUGAAUAGGAUGAUGACUUCGAUGAUUAUUUUACAAAAAAUGAAAAACUUGAGAUUGAACUUUUAACAGAAGCUGAAUAGAUACAGCUAGAAAAUAAAACAACUAGAUAUUUAGAACUCAUCAACCCAUUAGAAAAUAAAGCAUCAUAUUUGAGGGUAGUGAAAUGGAUGAAGCCCCUUCUGAAAAUGAUCGUUAAAAAAGAGUUUAGCUGA
Stylonychia lemnae is the source of this 330-nucleotide messenger RNA. Lineage: Eukaryota; Ciliophora; Spirotrichea; Sporadotrichida; Oxytrichidae. The record is from the annotation of a GenBank genome assembly.